AAACCCUGAUGACGUUUUAGCUAAAGACAAUUACAUCCCAAAGGCAAACCCACUGCCAUUUUCCCACUGUAUCACCGAAGGGUUUUAUUACUUCGUGGCCUUAGGGUGCUCCCACACUUUCCUCACUGACUACUUGUCCCCAACAUAUGAAGUACCCUCAACAGAGCCCUGAUUUGGAGGAUUUUAUUCUUAAGCCCAAGAUCAUGGAUACUCACCUGCCAAAACGAAGCAUAUAUUUUUCAUAGUAUGUUUUUCUUAACUCAAUCAAUGAUGCUAAGCUAGCCGUUAUGUGUCUGAUUACACAAGCAGUAUACCAACUUUUCAUGUCUUUAAUUUGAACCCUAGCCCCCUUUUUCUUUAGGCAAUGCUUACACCUUCCAUGAUACUGUCUUUGUAAUUUGAAUGGGUACAACGGGUACCCAUAUUACCCAAACGGGUAUUCGCGGGUAACCCGCGGGUACCCAUAUUAGAACUGUACAAUCACAAGUCCUAUCCGUUUAAAAUAUUACGGGUAAUAUGGGUACCCGUAACCCUUAAAAAACGGGACGGGUACGGGUAUACCCAAAUACCCGUUUCCCGUUGCCCACCCCUAACAAGCAUCACUCGCAGUUAAUUAUAUACAAUUUCUUUUGUAUAAAAGCCUGGAUUAUUUCUAGUGCGGUCAAAGCCGAACCGAGCCGGCCGACCGGACCGCCAAAGCCGCCACCCGGCCAUAAAACUGGCUCGGUUCAGCUAUUUAACCACCACGGUUUUAUACAGCGGCCGGCGAGCGGCCGAAGCGGUUAACUGCCGAGCCGGUCGCACGGUUCGGCCGUUUGAUUUACCCUAAAAAAAAAUAGAAAAGGCUAAUCGUGGAAUCGGCCGUCAACACCUCUUGUCCCGGCAUCGGUGCUUCCCGACGCCAUCGCCAUCCCCAGUCGCCAUCGCAUCGCCAUCGCCAGUCCUUGUUGUAGCAAGCAGCUCCCCGCUCCCGGCGCUUCCAUCCCGUCGCCACCGUCGCAAGCAGCUCCCCGCUAAGCUGCCCUAUCUCACCAGAGGCUUGGAUUGAAUCCGAGCCAUUUCGCGGAUUGGGACGAGGAAGAGCAUUUACGGGUUAAGAAAGGAUGAGGUGAUGGAUUUUUGAGGAAUUGCAGAAGGCUAUAGUGGCUGAAAAAUGAAAAUAGGUGCGGCGGUGGGAGAGGAGGAAGGAGAGAGGGAGGGGGGAUGGGGAAGCGGAAGGAAGGAGAGUGAUGGGUGGGGAAGCGGCGUUGUCGCUUAGGAUUAGGUUAGGGUUUUUUUUAGUUGAUGUAUAUAUAUAUGUUGUGUAGAAUUAUUAAAUGGUACCUGUAAUUAUCAUUUUUACUCAUUAAAUCAUUGAAUUAUUACUUUAUGUGUGUUCUACUAUGAUAUUAUAUUGUUUAUAAUGUACCGGUUCUCAAACGGUUUUUAAACGGUCUAGUCCCGGCUGGACCACUAAUGACCGAGCCGUUCACGUUACCGGGUCAUACUCCGGCUCGGCUUUGACAGCAUUGAUAUUUAUUUCAUUAUUGAGAAAUAUUAUUGACUCGCACAAAACUACACCACAAAUUAAUCCCGACUAGAAAUUAAGUUUUUAAACUCUAGCAUGGUGCAGUAUAGAGCAAGUAUUUAAAUUGUCAACCCGGGCCGGUACAUGUUGUAGACACCACAUUUUGUCCGGAGCAACCAUCCUGCUCAAAACUCAAAAGAAUAUCCACUUAAAAAGAAAACUCAAGUAAAAAUUUGGACGAGGUUGGUUGAGAUUAGCAAUGGCAAAUCAAUAAGUACCAACGAUUUUUUUUUAAGUCCGUUUUAUUUGGUUCGAAUGUUUGUACUAGGUAGGAUUAGUAGUAGCUAAUGGCUACCGAAUUUGCUUUAUUUAGAAUAACAAUAGUAUUUGGUUCGAAUAUUUGUACUAGGUAGGAUUAGCAGUAGCUAAUGGCUACCGAAUUCGCUUUAUUUAGAAUAACAAUAGUAUGUUGUCACGACCUAUGCUAAUGUCAUUGUAUUCAGUUGGUCUCAUUGGUCUAAAGUUGGUCAAAAGGUAUAGAAAGAUUGGUAAUUUUGCUUUAACUUCCCAAAUCCAUGGUUUGGGAAGCAUUGAUUAGAUGUUUGGAUUUGGUUUGAAAUUGGAUAAGUGAGCAAAUUGGGUUGGAAGAAUCAAUUGAAUGUUUGAGCACUACAUACAGAUACAAUGAUCAUCUAAUUCUGAAGGCAAUAACAUAAAUAAAUAAAUGUGUAAUUACAAAGUACAAUUUAUAACCUUUAAGAUACACUUAGUAAUUAUACAUUAAAAAAAAAACUAUCAGAAACAAACCCACACCAGCAGCCCAAUUCUCAAACUAUAAAACUCAACCCAGGCCCAUAUUUCGGCCCAAUCCAGUAUGGUCGGCCCAGGUCCACUCUGGUCAAAUCGGUCAACUCAGGUCAACCCAAUCAACCAAACCCAUCAUCCUUAUCUAAAGGAGCAGCAGAGCAGCAAAGUAGCAGAACAGCAGAGCAGCAGAGUUUCUGCCAAAUCCAAAAAGAGGAUUUCGGCCACCUCCUCCAUGAACCAAUCCCAAAUUGCCAGCAACAUAAGUGGGUCAGGCCACCACUUCAAGAACAAAGGAUAAAAAAAUAAAAAAUAAAAAAAUAAAAAAAAUGAAAAAAAUAAGUGAAAAAAUAGAAAAUAUUGUUGUGGGACUUACAAAUUAGGUGCCCCUAGUUAGCAUUUGAAGUAUCAACCGCAUGCACCAAGUCAAGAUCUUACAAGGAAAAUAUAAUGACCUCAAGCCAAGACCUUCCAUGAUAAGAAAGCCUUUUCGGCCAAAAUCACUUCGUCCCAGAUACUCAUCAUUUUGAGAGCAAGUCAGAAGCUGAAGCCCCACCACAACCCACAUUUAGAGGUCAAACAAAAACCUUGACAAGUCCAUAACCAGAUUACAUUCGCAAAAACUUCAAAACCCUUGACUCAUAAACCAUAAUUUCAAAGACAGGGGGCAAGACCAGUUGAAGAUAAACUCCCCAAAUAUGCCCAGAACUCCCUACAUUUUUGAACAAGUCUCCAUCAACAAAUGUCUGGGAUAAUAGUGGUUUUCAACCCAUCAGGGCAAUCCCAUACUUGGUGGGCAUAGCCAAAAUCCCUUUACGAGAAGCCUUAUAUGGGUAAGAUCAAGAUAUGACUUAUCCAUCACCCAUCUGAAUAAACCACACUUCAAGAGCAAGAAGACUCCUACCAUCAAAGUCAUAUCGGACAAAAACCCCUUUUAUGGGAAACCAACGUCCAUAACGAAGCCAUAGGAAGGUAUCCUAAAUCAAUCACACCAAGGUCUUCCACGUUGCUGCACAAGGAACACAGUUGGCCACCAACAUAAAAUGAGACAUCUCAAGGUGACCAGAAUCUUAAUGGUAGCUGAAAUGUCGUACACUCAAAUCACCUAUAGGAAUUAGUGGUGAGCAGAACCAAAAGUGGAAGUUAGAGCGAGCAAAAUCAAAAGCAAGAGUGAGAGUGAGGGCUUACUGAUAUUCUCAUGGCUUGACUUACACUUCUUUAUUUGAGAAAAUCAAAUUUGACCACAUGGCAACUACCACGCAAAAACGAUUUUAUCCAAUUUGCACACACUUCACAAAGCAAAGUCUUAAUAUGGCUUUCAUUAUUAAUUCUCCAAUAAACAUUUUCAAACAUUGUUGCAUUCAUCUUAAGUCAAGAUUGAUAAAGUCACUCUUUGUUCUGGAGAAUAGAAAGUGAGCAACAGAUCUUUGGGGGCAAAAACGGUGCAAUAUGGAGGAAGGGGAAGUCUGAGUACCCAAGAAUCAGAUUAAUCAACUUCACUCAUGAGCUGAUGAAGAAAUCUCAAGGGAUUUGAGAACAUUCAAAUCUCAUUAAACCAGCCAUCCAACUUAUUAUCCUUCAACUUCAUGGUCAGAAGGAAUCAAUAUACUGCACAUACCAAGAGAUGCACAACUCUGAAAUAUGUGGGCCCAAACUUGACCCACAAGAAGAACAUAGAUAAAAACACAUCAUUACCUUAGCUCACAAAGUAUAUCUUCGUGCAACUACCACCAAGAAGAUAUACCUCAGGACAACAAGUUCAAAAUCGCUUCAGCAUUAGCACGAACUAUGUGUCAAGUUGAUCGAAAGGGAUUGACAAUCUUCGAAGAUGAGCAAUUUAAAGGAGACCCAGGCAAAAAUUGCAUAGAGAUUAUCAAAUGCAUCACAUCUUCUUUUCACUCAACAUUCACGACUUCAUCAGCGUGAUUCAUCACGCCAUCAAUUUCAAAAAUCAUUUUGAUACUCCUUAAAUAACAUCAUAUGUUAAAAUGGGUCAUGCAUUUAUUGCCAGCAAUUCCCAAAAUAACUCAUACAUUUAGUUGGAUUUCCAAUGUUUGUAAAAAGGAAUCACUACAAGAUACAACAACUACAUUCACGUGAAUUCUUCAAGUCUCAUGUUUAGCUUUCACGUGCAUUUAUGACAAGCCAUAACAACUGUUUAGGAACGUCCUAAACAAAUACCAUGAACAUAC
This is a messenger RNA of Linum trigynum, 4503 nucleotides long. Lineage: Eukaryota; Viridiplantae; Streptophyta; Magnoliopsida; Malpighiales; Linaceae. The record is from the annotation of a GenBank genome assembly.